AUGUCAUAUCUGGGAAGUCAGGGGCCUUUGGGGGAGGCCUCCAGCCCGCAGACUCAGGGCUUGGAGUUCGUUCAUCCUUUCACUCCGUCCCAUCAGGCACAGACCAGCAUGAAUUCUUCCGGCAUGGGAAAUAUGGGGAACUUCCUAGACUCAACGGGCUACUCAGCUGAAAUGGGAGAAACCCACACUGCUGGAAUCUCCGCGGAGGCAAGUUAUGAUGCUGCUACGCUUCCGACAGCACUAGCACUUGAGGGGCCUGAAGCUGCAGCUGCUCUCGAGGAGUUGGAGCUGCAGGGAAGCAUGGAGGUAAAAGCUGCAGCAAAGACGCCUUCCAAGGGUUCUCCCGGCCUUAGACUGACCAUUGGGGUGGCGCUGCUGGUUGGAUUAGGAGCAGCAGCAGCAGCAGCAGCAGCAGCAGCAGCUCGGUCGUUACGGCGUGCGGUGCCUGCUUCGCAGAUGCCUCUGGAGGUAUCUGCUGGAAAUUUGUCUGCUCUUUCGCUCUCUGUGCAUGAGCAUUUUGUGCAGUUGGCAGAACGGUGGCACUCUUCUUCUCACGCGACGCAAGUGGCUUUCUGUCGUUGGUACUACCCCAAAAAACGCGGCAUCGUGGUUGUGCAAGACCCGAUUGAUACAUUUAAAGAACAUCUAAGGGCUUUCGAUUCUUUGAAGCAGCCCACAGAUGCGGAUGACUUCAAUGCGCGGCGCACGUAUGCGGUGCAGUGCCUGCUAAUGUGUGCUGUCAUGGAUGCUGCAUACAUGCGCUUGAGCCAGCUCGAGAGCACCUACGAGCGGUGGCAGAAGGACCCCACUUACUCUGUGAAUGUUCUUGACCUACCAGGCGCCUUUUUGAACUACGCUGAACUCAACGCGACACCAGGCACUGUCUCCUUUCAGGACUUCUCUCGGCGGCUUACCGAAGCGGGGUUCGAAGGGCUGAGCGCUUCUGCUGCAGAUGCGGAACAGCCUCAAAUUCCCCCCGCUCUUGCCACGCGGCUAGAACACCAGGCUAUGGAGGAUGUCUUUAUGAAGACGGAAGAUAAGAGGGUGCUUUCUGUCUUUCAUGACUUCUACACCAAGGUGCAACGAACGCUGCUGGCGCACGACAGUCCCUACAAGCCACAGGACCCAGCAGCAAAUGCACCAGUGCAGGAGCCUCUUAGUGAGAUACCGAUGUUCUCUACGGCGUCUCCUUUUUCUGUGCAAGUGUUUAAGCAGGCGUUGGAAGAGGCAGAAAAGACCUUCGACAACGCAGUUUCUCCCCAGGAAGUUCAGAGCUGGGAACAGAUGUGGACAGUCGGUGGCAUAGCAAGUGUCCUGAGGCAACUCGAUGAUAAAUCCAUUAGAAAUUUAGUACAAGCACAAAAGCUCGUGCAAAAAUAUGCUGAAGUUGCAGGAACCGCCAGUGGAGCAGGCUACGACGGGUUGGGUAUCUUGGAAACGGCCCUCUCGCUGCUGUAG
This is a messenger RNA of Eimeria acervulina, 1458 nucleotides long. RefSeq lists its product as hypothetical. Bases 1 to 1458 code for a protein of 485 amino acids. NCBI's taxonomy places the organism in Eukaryota, Apicomplexa, Conoidasida, Eucoccidiorida, Eimeriidae. The record is from RefSeq and is a predicted model, not a curated record. The transcript has a single exon.